Aureobasidium subglaciale EXF-2481 is the source of this 681-nucleotide messenger RNA. RefSeq lists its product as uncharacterized. The transcript has a single exon. Lineage: Eukaryota; Fungi; Ascomycota; Dothideomycetes; Dothideales; Saccotheciaceae. The record is from RefSeq and is a predicted model, not a curated record. The coding region runs from base 1 to 681 and encodes 226 amino acids.
AUGCCACAUCCCUAUGACUCUUCCAAGUCUACACUCGUCCUUUGCAAUUCGUCCGGUACGAGCGCAGAUCUGUACAGACACCAAUACGAAAACAAGGACCUGAACAAGCUAGCUAACUUGCUAGCCAUUGAGCUGCUAGGUCAUGGCCAGACCAGAGCGAAGACCGAGAAUUCCACCUACUGGGCUAGCGUUGUCAUGAAUCUGCAAGUCCUGGACACUCUGGAUAUCAAGGGCAAGGUAUUUGUCCUAGGUACUAGCCAAGGUACACCAUCGUUCAAACCAGCAAACGAAUUUUACCACUUUAUGAACUUCACGGGCUUUGGCAAAGACAUCCCAACCGAAGACGGAAAGUUCUGGGUCAAAGCUACCCAGAAGAACUGGGAUGGAGACGAUGGCCGCAGACGAGCGAGAAUGUGUGCCAUCAAUUUGCGUAACAGAGAUGGUCUACAUAGCAGACUGUUUGACGUGGGGAUCCCUGUGUUGUGGCUGCAUGGAGAUCAGGACGUUGUGUACAGUGUUGCCAAUGCUCAGGAGGAGAUCAAGCUCUUCGUCAACAGCCCAGACGCAACGCUUCAGGUCAUUGAGGGUGGGCCACAUUAUCUGAAAUACACCAAGGCCAAAGAAGUCGACGCUGCACUGACCAAGUUCUUUAGCAAAUACAUCAAGCAAGCCAAGUUGUAG